Molecule: messenger RNA, 2559 nt
Organism: Sclerotinia borealis F-4128
Lineage: Eukaryota; Fungi; Ascomycota; Leotiomycetes; Helotiales; Sclerotiniaceae
Source: the annotation of a GenBank genome assembly
AUGACUGAAGCAAACGAUAAUGGUGGCACUACUCCCCUCCCCAUAUUCGAUGGUUGUAAUAUCACUAUCGUUGUGAGCAAAGUGCUCCCGGAAGCACAAGCAAAACAGUUAAGAGAGAUCCUCGAGGAUAAUGGCGCUUUGUCCGAAUAUAAAAAGACAGACGAUGGCAUGAACUUAGAAGAGAUCACACAUAUUGUCUCCGCCACAACCGACUUCGCAACUUAUGAUGAAGCAGGUCUUUUACUUGUACCGGUAGUUACACCUGGCUGGGUAACACAAUCCCUUAGCAGACGAAGACAAGCACCAAUACGACCAUUCACCCCCGACGAACGACUUAUUUUCUCCAAUGUCAACCUUACAUGCGCUGAUAUUCCACAAGGCGACAAAGAUGCGAUAAUUGGUGCUACAUUAGCUAUGGGCGGAAUGGAGAGCAACAGCUUGACUAAACUGGUAACUCAUGUAUGUGCUCUUAGUAUUGAUCAUCCAAAAUGUCAGGCGGCCCUGGAAAAGAAUAUUCGAUGCAAGAUUGUGCUUCCGCAUUGGUUCGACGAUUGCCUGAAACUAGGAAAACGUAUAGAUGAGCGACCUUAUCUGCUUCCAAACCCCGAAAUAUUUCGCAUGAAUCCCGAAGAUAACCUGCCAAUUCCUUCUUCUGUUGGACUUCAAGGUGCUACUGCGGCGCACCCAAAUAUGCUCGCGACUCCGACAGCAUCUCCCAUACAACGUCGUCUGUGUGUCUUUAAAGGCAAGAAAGUGAUGUUAUCUGAAGAUUUGGACCUAGGAAGCCGAUUAAAUGACUUGCUUACCAAGCUUAUUGAAACUGGGGCAGGCACAAUCACAACCUCUGUACGCCAAGCUGAUAUUUUUAUCUGCAAUUACCGAGAAGGUAGAGAGUAUGUUAUAGCCUCUCGAUCACCUUCGACUCAUGUGGGUAAUCUCUCUUGGCUUUACUAUCUGAUUGCCCACGAUACAUGGACAAACCCGACCAGGAGGCUUCUUCACUACCCUAUGCCCAAAGGUGGUUUGCCGGGUUUCGCUGACUACAAGAUAACUUUGUCAAAUUAUGGUGGAGAGGCACGCAUCUAUCUUGAGAACCUGGUAAACGCUGCUGGUGGUGAGUUCACAAAAAGCAUGAAGCAGGAUAACACGCAUCUAAUCACAGCUCGAAAGGCCAGUGAGAAGUGCAAUGCUGCUGAUGAAUGGAAUAUCGAUAUGGUCAAUCACCUUUGGCUUGAAGAGAGUUAUGCAAAGUGCGAGGUUCAGAGAUUGACUGAUCCACGUUACAUACAUUUCCCUCCAAGAACAAAUCUUGGCGAGGUUAUUGGCCAAACUAAGUUUGAUCACAAGGCUUUGGAAAAGAAAUACUUCCCCAGAGAUCCUACUCCAGGUCCAAAUAGUCCGAAGCCCUCAAAGAUGAAAAAUCUAACCAUUCGGGACCGAGAUGGAGAUAUCAGCAUGGACGGUGAAACUGAGGACGAGGAAGCAGGAGUCAUUGCACCUCCUCCAAAAUCUAAAGGCAAAGGCAAAAUAAUCUCUACAGCUUCUACAAAUGUUCUCUCAACACCAGCCAGUAAGAAGCGCACAUCCCUGAGUAAGGAAAAUGACACCCCUUCAUCGACCAGCAGUCGAAGUGCCAAAGACAGGGCACUUAAUGCGAUUCACGGUCUUGCUCCUGAUAUUGCCAAGUACGAAUUGGAGAAGAAGAGGAAGGGGCACGUGUUUGGCGGUGAUCGAGCGGCCAACAGGAUUGAGAAAGAGCGAGAGUUACAACGCAAUUCAAGCCCUAUUGUAAAACAGCAGGAUGAUGAAGAGAGGAGUGAUAGUGAGAGUGUAGAGACUGACGUCCGUCCAUUGAAGAAAGCAAAAACCGCGUUAAAACCAGAGGUCCAAGUUCGUAUGCUUAUUACUGGGUACAAGGUUUGGGCUACUGAGGUAUCCAAGGAGGAUGCAGAUACUAAAAAGCUGCGUAAUCUUGGUAUCGCCGUCUGGAACAAUUAUGGAAAAGUCAACAUUAUGGCGGCUCCCAAAAUGGUUCGAACUCGGAAAUUCCUCGUCGGUCUCGCACAUGGACCUACUGUUGUAUCAGACAAAUACAUUGAGGCUUGUAUCAAGGCUGGAAAGAUGUUAGACGUUGAAGACUUUCCACUGGAGGAUACCGAAAAUGAGAAGAAGCAUAAAGUCAAAUUGAAGGAUGCUUUGACUCGAGCCAGAGCCAACAAAGGCCGACUUCUGAACACAGUUCCAAUAUACUGUACCACCGAUAUCGACAACGGCUUCGAGACAUACAAGGAUAUUGCAGAAGUCAACGGAGCUACGUUUGGCGUGUACAAAGGACGUCCGACCAUCAAACCCACCAAGCCAGAAGACGACGAAGGACCCCCCGAGCCCGUAUACUUGAUCAGCAGCGACAAGAACUCCGAACAAGCUCUCUAUUCGAAAUUCGAGGAAAUGGCCAAGGCAGGAAACAUGGAGCCGCGAAUCGUCAAGGUCGAAUGGUUGUUGGAUGUGGCUAUGUCGCAACAAAUUAAGUGGGAUAAAAAGUAUCUGCUAAAGCGUUAA